AAUGGGCAAAAAACAACAUCAAAGUGAUAAAUUGUAUCUGACAACAAAAGAAUGGAGAGAUGUAUAUGGUGGUCACAAAGAUGAUACUGCUACAAAGAUACAAAGAGCACAAUUUAAACGUCUUCCUUUCACUCAUUGUGCUCUUUCUUUUCUUCCUUUUGAAGACCCUGUCUGCACUCCAGAUGGAAUUAUUUACGAUUUAAGCCAUAUUACUCCUUAUAUUAAAAAACAUGGAUUGUGUCCAGUUUCUGGCAAAAAAUUGACAAAUAAGGACUUGACUGUACUUACUUUUGCUAAAGACAAGGAUGGAAGUUUUCGUUGUCCAGUUACCUAUAAAAUUUUUACUCAAACAAGUAUUAUUGCUGCAAUUCGCACAACAGGAAAUGUUUACUCUAUGGAAGCAAUUGAUGAGCUUAAUUUGAAAAGGAAUCAUUUAAAAGAUUUAUUAACUGAUAAACCCUUCCAACGAAAAGAUAUUAUAAUUCUUCAAGACCCCCAAAAUUUGGAUAAAUUUAAUAUCGAACAUUUUUAUCAUGUUCAGUUUGACACAAAAACAAAAGAAACCCUUUUAGAAGAAAAAUUAGCUAUGCAAAGUCCAAAAUAUUUUUUAAAUUCUUUAAAUAAUGAAGCAAAAGAAGCACUUUCACAAUUAGAGAAACAAUAUGUUCAAAAGACUGAAGAAAAACCAAAAGAACAAAUUGCUGAUUCUAUAAAUGCUGCACAUUUUUCACAAGGAAAAGUAGCGGCUGGAUUGACUUCGACGACAAUGGAGCCUGUAACAAAUAAUAAAGCAGCUAUUUUGGAUGAAGAUGAUGUUAAAUAUUCUCGAGUGACUCGUAAUGGUUAUGUUCGUAUUGUAACAAAUUUUGGACCUUUAAAUUUGGAGCUAUUUUGUAAACACGCUCCACGUGCUUGUGAAAAUUUUAUUGUUCAUUGUAGAAAUGGAUAUUAUAAUAAUACAAUAUUUCAUAGAAUUGUUUCUGGAUUUGUGCUUCAAGGUGGUGAUCCUACUGGCACUGGAACUGGUGGUGAAUCUAUUUGGGAUAGGCCAUUCAAAGAUGAAUUUCAAGGCACAUACAAACAUGACCAAAGGGGUAUUCUCAGCAUGGCUAACCGAGGAACUGAUACUAACCGUUCACAAUUUUUCAUAACAUUUGCUGCCUGUCCAAAUUUAGAUGGAAAACAUACAGUUUUUGGACGUUUAGUUGGUGGGGCAACAACAUUAUGUGCUAUAGAAAAUGUCGAAACUGAUAAAGAAGAUCGACCGUUAGAAGAUGUAAAAAUUAUGGCUGCUGAAGUUUUUGUUGAUCCAUUUGAAGCGGCGGCCGAAGCAGUCAAGAUGGAAAGAAAAGCUUUGGCUAUUAAAGCAAAUUCUACCUUAUCAGAAGAAGAAACUAAUCGAAAUAGACAACAACAGACAGAAAUUCAAAAACCAAAAUCAUACUCUUCAGGUGUAGGGAAAUACAUUAAACCAGAAAUUAGAAUUGCAGUUAGGAGAGCAGCGAAAUUAAUGGAUGUUAAAAAACAAAAUUCUAGCAAAAAUGAAAUUGAUGAGGCAACAUACAAUCAAAUUGCUACAAUGUUUCAAAGACCGUCACAAGUUGAGAAAAUAGAUGAAUUACUUAAGAAAGCUGAAAGGAAAAAGGUUUUAUUUUUAUGUAAAUUGGCAGCUGUAGAGGCAAUGUUAAGAACUGGUGUUCAAUCACAGCUAGAGGGUAUUCGAUCAGCUAUUUCUCAUAUGCAAGUAACCGCUGAAGAAGUUUUGCAAAUUGGAAAGAGUAUGCAAGAAAUUGGCGAAAAAUUGCAAUCUAUACCAGAAACUCGCAAUCGUUUAAGUAUGCUAUCAAAGGCAAACAGUCAACAUAGUCAAUAUGCGAUUGCUGUGGAAAAUUUUAAACAUAUUUUUAAUUUAGUGGACACAGUAGAGAAAACACACGAAUACAUUUUAGAAAAUAAACUUUUACAUGCACAUAAAAAUAUUAUGGAAUUGGAGAAUGCGAGAGAUGAUUUAAUGUUUGAAGUACAUAAAUUGAACUCUGAGCGGAGGGAAUAUGACAAAAAUUUGCUCAAAAAUUAUUUUACCGAUCUUGACAAACUUGUAAAUGAUCUUGCUAAACAAGUUUGGUAUAUUUGUUCGAGAGCAUUAGAAGCCGUUCAAGGAAAUGAUAGUGCACUUCAACAAUUAGUUUCGGCAUUAAGGAUUAUUGAAAGGGAAGAGAGGAUUGACACCUAUUAUUUGGACCAACGACCAGUUUCCAACGAUUUUAUGCCUCCCGGUCGACCACGACAAUGGUGACGACAACUUUUCGAAGUAUUGGCUAAAAAUGUACGGGACAGACUAGAAGGCAAUCAAUUAGAAGAUAAGGCAAUAAAUAGGCAAUGGUUGGCAAG
Molecule: messenger RNA, 2391 nt
Organism: Meloidogyne enterolobii
Lineage: Eukaryota; Metazoa; Nematoda; Chromadorea; Rhabditida; Meloidogynidae
Source: the annotation of a GenBank genome assembly